AUGUUUUACUUUGUACGAGUCUUAUAUUUAAAUUUAUUACUGUCCACAUCUACUGUUGAUAUUCUUAACGAAGACAUUAAAAAUCUUGAUAAUGAACUAGAACAGUUUAUAAACGACGAUUCUAACCCAAUUAUUAAUAAGAAUAAUAAUGACAAGUCUAAAGACAAUGAUAUAGAAUUUAUAAGAAAUAUUAUAAAAUCAGAGUCUUUUUUCAAUUUUUUAAUAAUAGACCUUUAUGAUGAUGCUUAUAAAAAAGAAAGGCUUGAUUGUUCUCUUGAAACACUCUUGUCAUUAAUUCAUCAAGAUAUUCUAUUAUUUAAUUUAUCUUACUCUAUUGUUAAGAAUGGAAAUUUUUACGCGGAUAAAGAAUUAAACACAUGUUUAGACUUUAUAAUUGAAAAAAGAGCUUUAAAAAGCAGAGUAAACGGAAAUUGCCUUAUUAAUAUUGAAAAAACGAUGCUUAUUAAUUAUUCUGCAAUUGUAUUAUGUUUGUUCAAGAAUAUAGAAACAUAUCUUAAUCAACAAAACUUUACAAAAGAGUUAAACAAAGUAACUAAAUUAGAACAUACUGAUUUACUAAAAGAAAAAGAGGAAUUUUGCAAGUUUUUAACUAAAAGUGUAAUGAAUGAUGUUUUAGUUAAUUACGUUAAAAAAUUUGAGAUUAAUCGUAGUUUAAUUUUUUUAACCGAAUCGUAUAAUAUUAACAACAACGAAAAAUUGAAUGUAUUAAAGUCUGAAGUUGAUAAAAUAUCAGAAACCUACAUUAAAUAUGUAAUUGAUCAGUGUAUUUAUAAUGAAAGAACAAAUAAUGAUUCAAUGUUAGAUGAUAUUGAGAAAAAUCACGACAGAAAGUUUCCUUAUGUAAUAAAACUUGAAGAUGAUUUAAGAAAAAAAUUAGCAGAUGGUUUUAAAAAUUUUAAAACAAAAUUAUCUAAUAAUUGUAAAAGUAAAUUCUUGAAUAUUAACACGAAAAUAACUAAUUUAAUUAAAACAAGUAAAAAGAAAGUUAAUAGUGUUAAUUUAAUAUUUGGUGGAUUUAAUUUGCUUAAGAAAAUAGUUAAAAUUGAAUCUAUUUUAAUAGAAAUUAAUAACAGUUUGGAUUAUGAAACUACUAACAUUUAUGAUAAUAUGGAGAUGUUUAAUUUAACUUUUAAUUUGAUAAGAUUGAUUAACUUUGUAUCUAUUGAAGAUUUGGAAUUUGAAUACAUGAAUAGAGAUUUUAAUAUUUUAAAAAUAAAAGUGAUCAAAAAUUGGAAAACAAUAAAUAAGAAACAGAAAGUUGGUAAUAAAACUGAUAUUCUGAAAGAAGAUGCUUUUAAAGUUGAAUAUGAUUGUUUUUUAAAAACUAAAAAUGAAAGUGAAGGAAUAAUUAAAACAAUUGAUUUAACGAUAAAAGCUUAUUUAAAUGAUGUUAAAAAAGGUAAAUUAAAUGGAUUAUCUAAAUCUAAGAAAGUGAAAAAAUCAUUAAAAAAUUGA
Hepatospora eriocheir is the source of this 1476-nucleotide messenger RNA. NCBI's taxonomy places the organism in Eukaryota, Fungi, Microsporidia, Hepatosporidae. The record is from the annotation of a GenBank genome assembly.